GAGGACUUUCAGCAAACAGAUUUUACUUUAAACGUCUGAAAACUGCUUCUUCCUUUACCUGGUUUUUACAGGAAGGUCAGAGAGAACUCACAGCCUGCGUGACGUUACCCACAUGUUACCCCUCAUCUUCCUCGCUCCCCCUCUUCUCCCCCCACCGUCCCCCCGCUUUCUGUUUCUGGGAAAGAAGCAGUUUACGCAGAAAAACAAGUGUGUAAAUCCACCUAACAGCUCACUGGAACUAAAGUGCUGCUUUAAAGAGGCUUCAGUGGUCGUGACAACAUGAACGCCACUCAUCCAGACACAAACACCACCCUCGUCCCUGACGGAGCCAACACCACCCUGUCCAGCCUGACCAUCCCCCCGCCCAGCAUCCCUGGUCCUCCGGCCCACCCGUCAACCCUCCACGACCCGGAGUUCACCAUCAUGGUGGUGCUGGGCUUAUCUCUGAUGCUGGCAUUGUUGGCGGUCCUCCUGGCGGUGCGGCGGCGCUUGGAGCAGGACAGGGUCUCAGAGACCAGCUGCGUCCCUGGGGAGGGUCUGCCUCGUAGGGGGGGCUCGUCCACCGAGCCUCAGCUCAAGGUGUGGAAGAGGCUGGGCUCGUACCGGCGCUCCUACAACRCCUCGUUCAGACGACCGCCUCAACGCAGACCCCGCCAGCAGACCAGGACCACCAGGUCCACAGGCUCAGAGACGCCGCAGCCGGAGGCUGGCGUGGAGCUGCAGCUCACCACGCCCUGCCUCCUGGACUACGUCACUGAAAUCUGACCCCGCCCCUUUUUGAAACAAGAAACUUUAUAAUUAAGGAUUUGUACAAAGAUGGCAGGUCUGCACGGUGCCCCCCACCUUCCAGGACACAAACCUAAACUGAGACACGAGGAAGUGAAGAGGUUUUGGUAAAUCUGGUAAAUCUAUAAGUUUCACUUUUUAACCCAAAAUCCAUAAACAUCAUGACAUCAUUGAACCAUUUUUACUCGAUUCCUUCAGAUUACUACAGAAAACGUUAAACAAAUAAAAGGAUCACAGCAGCAGAACUUCCUGUAACCAUUGAAUUAAGCCUUAAAGGUGGAAUCUAAAAACCUGAGUCCAGGUCUU
Austrofundulus limnaeus is the source of this 1092-nucleotide messenger RNA. RefSeq lists its product as uncharacterized. The record is from RefSeq and is a predicted model, not a curated record. The coding region runs from base 280 to 765 and encodes 161 amino acids. Lineage: Eukaryota; Metazoa; Chordata; Actinopteri; Cyprinodontiformes; Rivulidae. The transcript is spliced from 2 exons.